AUGGAUUUCAUCUCCUGCAUAGUUGCUACCUGCGUAAACUGGGAUGUCAAAAGUCUGCUGCUCUUCGCCACUAUUUUUAUCCUCACUAUGGACUGCAUUAAGAACCGCCGGCCAUCCAGCUUCCCUCCAGGACCUUGGGCUUUUCCUAUCGUGGGUAACAUUUUCUCAGUGGACCACAGCAAGACCCAUGAAAGUAUGAUACAGGUAAAUGAACCAGUUUAAAAAAGAUAUAUCCAACAGGUCAACUCAAAGAACCAACUUAAUGUUUCCAGUUAUAUUAAGCAUUUUAUUUUCCUCCUCUCUUAAAUCUGUUCACAGUUAGCAAAGAAGUAUGGAGGUGUGUACAGCCUGCGAAUGGGCCAGGAGUGGCAUGUAAUCUUAAAUGGGUUUGCUGUUCUGAAAGAAGCUCUUGUAAAUCAAGGAGACGGUCUAGCCGAUCGCCCAUCCCUCCCUCUGCUUGAUGACCUGAACCAUGGAUUCGGUGAGAGGAUUUUAAACACACAACAGGCAAAUACUGAGUCAGCAGUGGGACUAAAUGGUUAUGUUAGUGGGUCACUGUAUUGGCUUGCAUAAUUGCCCCUAUUGAGAAGUAGCAGAUGAGUAUCUGAAAAACUCUAGUGGCUUAUUUAUGAGCAUUUUUGAAAUAUCACGAGUAAACAUAAAAGGUGAUUAAAUAUAUGAAAAAGAAAUCUGUGUUUUGAUCAAUCUUGACUCCUUCAUUUGUUUUGGAACUUAAAAGAAAUAGUCAAUUCAUAAAAGUUUUUCUGACUGUGAAACUGAGUAAAAUUGGCGACAUAUUUUCCAUUUUAUUGAAAAGAUUCAAUCACAGAUGCACACACAACAAAGACUGAUGAAUUAUAAACAUGUUUAUAUAAAAACUCUGAUUCUCCUCAGUAUUUUGCUGCUUAAAUUUUCCUCAUUCCCAAUGUUCUUCCAAUCAGGGGUCAUUUUUACGAAUGGGAACAUGUGGAAACAGCAGAGGCGUUUUGCGCUCUCCACCCUAAGACAUUUUGGAUUUGGCAAGAAGUCACUUGAACCAGUCAUCCUGGAUGAAUUCACACAUUUUUCAAGAGACAUCCAGAGUUAUAAAGGUACAGAUUAAAUAUACAGUUAUAAAUUUAUGGCAGAAGAACCUGCACAUAAACAAACAAACAAAAAAAAACUAACUUUCUGUUUUAUUUUGAAGGAAAGCCCUUCGAUCCAUAUCUCAUCCUCAACAACGCUGUCUCCAACAUUAUCUGCUCCCUGGUUUUUGGGCAUCGCUUUGAGUACAGUGAUGUGAAGUUUCAGAAACUGAUGAGCUGCCUUGAUAAAGGACUCCAGUGUCAAGGCACAAUUUGGGCACAGGUAUGCUAUUUUCAAACGAUCCUGACAAAAUACAACUUAAGAUCUAAAAUGCCCAACAAAUGGGGGGGGGGGGGGGGGGGGGUCAGUAUUAAGAAUGUAUUUCUUUUCUAUACCCUAACAUCACUUUAUUUUGAUUUUUUUCUGCUCUGCAGUUACACAACUCUUUCCCCCGACUGAUGAGACGUUUACCAGGACCACAUCAAACAUCCCUGGAUAUUUUCAAUGAGGCAAAGGAGUUCAUAAGAGAAGAGAUUAAGAAGCACAAACAAGACUGGGACCCCUCUGACCAAAGAGACUACAUUGACUGCUACCUGAAUGAAAUACAGAUGGUGACUGGCACUAGAUACAUCUUUAAUUUUCACUCAUUAAGUAGUGUUCAUGAAAUGUUAAGAGGUCCAUUUUUGUAGGAAACAUGUUUUUAAUUGUCACUUAUGUUGUUUAUGUUGCACUGACAUGACUUUUCAUAAAAAGAGCCUUGCUGUUUGUUUAUAACUUUAUUUGUAUUUUUGCCAUGUACUCUAUGUCCCUUUGUUUGAGGGCAUUAUAUCUUACAGAAUACAACUAACUUUAAACCCUGAAACAGCAGCUUGCAACACUUACAGAUUAAUUUGGUGGCGCUGCUGUCUAAUUGUUUUGAAUUACCAGAGCACUUUAUUAACACAUGUAUUUGGAUCUAUUCUUAGGGGAAGGGGAAGGCUGGCAACACUUUUGUGGAAGAAAACCUUGUGAUGUGCGGCUUGGAACUUUUUGUGGCUGGCUCUGAAACAACAUCCACCACCCUGCGAUGGGCUAUCCUCUACAUGACAAAGUACCCUGAGAUCCAGGGUAAGAACACUAAUCAGUCCACUGCAUACUUAAAGGGAUAAUCUGGCGUAAAAUUAAGUUAGGGUCAAACACACCAUAACACCGAGUUAGACAUCCCGUUGAGAGAUUAAUUUUGCCGUCUGCUUGCUUCUCUAGUUAUACCAACUAUAGUAACAACCGCAAGACAGCAAUACAGAGAGCCAUGCGCUCAACCAAAAAGCCACUCUAUAGCAAGAAAUAAUGCUCAGAAAAGCACCUAACUUAAUCAACAGUACAUAUAGGGUCUCAGCCAUAGCACUAGCCACAAAACAUCUUUUUAACUUUGCCUAAUUUCUUAGGCAAAGAGACUAAACACAACUCAUCCACUCUCUUCCAGCAGCCACUUGUUUGUAGCGAGACCUUGGGCCAGUCCAUGACGAACUACAGCGAGGGGAUGCAGCUCAAGAAAGAACAUUUGUGAUCAUUACUUUAUCAUUGCCUUGAAGUAAUAAUCAUCAUAUUAAUCAUUUUGCACUGCAGAUGCGGUAGUUCUUCUGUCUUAGCAUCUCUGUCUGAUUGCAUUUCCAUGAAGAAAUAAUCAUAAAUGUUCUUCCUUGAGCUGUGUCACCCCACUGCAAUAAUGGACUCAUCUGUGGUCUCCAUGCAAACAAGUGGCUGCUGGAAGAAAGUAGGUGAGUUGUGUUUAGUCUCGUUGCUAUAGAAAUCAGGCAAAGCUAAAAAGAUGUUUGGUGGCUUGUACUAUGGCUGGGACCCUAUAUGUACUGUUGAUAAAGUUAGGUGCUGUUCUGAGCAUUAUUUGUGGCUAUAGAGUGGCUUUUUGUUUGAGGUUUGUUUAUGGCUCCUCAGACCGCUGUGUAUUGCUAUUGUGCGGCCGUUACUAAAGUUGGUAAAACUACAGAAGCAAGCGGUUGGCAACAUUUAUCUCUCGAUGGGGUGUAUAACUUGGUGUUACGGUGUGUUUGACCAUAACUUAAUUUUACACCCCUUUUAUCCCUUUUCAAAUGUGGUGUUUAACACAGAUAUUGGUGGCAAAAUCUUAGGGGUAAACUAAACAAUCACGUUUCGAUAAAGAGCUUAACUUACCUGACAAAUAUUGUGCCAACACAAGUCCUUCAUCAACUCUAUGCCGCAGACAUCACACUCAAAAAAAGUGGAUAACACAGGGACUGGCCUACACACUUAAAUCAUCUGAAUGGUUUUUUAUCUCACAGCAAAAGUCCAGGCUGAGAUCGACAGAGUGAUUGGAAGGUCCAGACAGCUGUCAAUGGAUGAUCGAGCACACCUGCCCUACACAGACGCUGUCCUUCAUGAGAUCCAGAGAAUGAGUAGCAUAGUCCCCCUUGGCACGCCUCAUAUGACCAACACGGAAAUCCAGCUGGAAGGUUACACUAUACCAAAGGUGACUUUUCAGAAAAUGUGUUUUUAUGUCAGAUCUUUAUAUUGUAUAAUAUUAGCUGAACGGAAUCGUUUCCAGAUGAAAGUCUGCAUCCUGACUUUGGUCGAGGUUUAAAAUUCUCUGCUCUAAUUUCCUUGCUUAGCCAAGCACAACUCUGGUAGCCAAACAGUGAGUUAAGUGAAGCCAUAAAUUCUUUGCAAUUACUUGUAACUCAUAAAACUUGUGACCCAAGAAACUGAUGGUUAAAAUCCUACAAUAAAAUAGGAGAUCGAUAGUAAACACAAUCCAUACGCGUUGCUUGAAAAAUAUAAAACUGCAUUAAAAGUUGGUUUUAGGACAAGAGGCUGAACAAAUGUUGGACGCAUGUGCAUUCUUCAUGAUACAAAACAUUUGGUUCAGAUCACUCUGAAAGUUGGUAAAUACUGUUUGUGUUUUGCUAUCAUGUUUUGUUGAAAUGCUAUUGUGUUUUCUGAUUUAUUGUGUUUUUUAAGCUCUGUGAAACAUUUGGACCUCCAGGGCUACAGUUAACAAUAUCACAAUAACAAUAUCAUUCUUACAAACAGGGGGUUACAGUUAUUCCAAAUUUGACCUCAGCACUAUAUGACAAGGAUGAGUGGGAAACCCCGUUCACCUUCAACCCAGGACACUUUCUGACUAAGGACGGCAAGUUUGUGAAGCCAGCUGCUUUCAUCCCUUUCUCUGCAGGUGAGGGUCAACACAGACCUUUGUUUUAUUUGAGUCUUUUUCUGUUAUUCAAGAAGCCCAGAGGUUGCUUCAGCAAUCAUGAGGAACCAAUGGUGCACCACAUUUUUAUUUCACAGGGUUCUUACGCUAUUUUAAGUCAAAUUUAAGGGCUUUUGAUAUGUUUUUAAGGACCUGCAAAAAUGUAAUUUGAGAAGCCUAACUAUUGAAAAAGCAUCUUCGAUUGAAACUGGAACAUCAUUUUUGUACAUGAUGAACAUCAUGGGCUCUGUGUUCAUGCCUCUCCGUCGGCGUGGCGCAGGCGCAGUAUAGGUCAUCUGUUCAGCCUUGCUGCCGCAGCAGGUCGGGGGAGAGGACACAGACGCAUCUUGUUCACUCCAUCAUGUGUGACUAUUUACUGAAUAUUUAAUGAGGUUCCAGUUGGGUUAGUUCAGUCAGGAUGAGUGUUCAAACCCGCGCGAAACGGGCUCAUCUGAUAAGCUGUAGAUCAGAAUAUAUCAAUAUUGAUCUUGCACUGAAUAUUGGUUGUUGUUGAUCAUUUAUUGCACUGAAAUGCGCCUGACACUGUGGAAACCUGCCAGUGAGGCUUUGGUGACAUAUGCGCACUACGCCGCUGGUCAACUAAAAUACCACUAGACCAGCUGCGCUCCACCUGCACUGAAAACUGACCAGGUUUGAAUCGGCAAGCUUUCAGCGCACUUUCCAUGCUGCCGGCGGGCAUGAAAAUGUCACUGCGCCAGCUGAUUCUGUCGACACCUCCCCCUACCGUGCCACCACGCCCAGCUUGCAUGGGGUCCGCCGCAUCUGCCAAAGCCAAACUGCUCCCUGAGUUCCUUCUUUAAGAACUCAACAAACUUCUGGUUGAUAUUAACCAUCCAUUGACACCAAGAGCAUAAUGCGGCUGCUUUGCACAGUAGGCAUUUAAAUUAAUCAUAGAAACGAUCAGUUCAAACAAUCCACAAUCAGGUGAGCGACAAGGUUGUUAGCCCCUGUGUCACGAUUUCCAUCAUUCUUGUACACGAGUCGACCAUUGACGCUGAUCGGUGUAAAAGCUUUGACUGGCUGGGUGGCAUCAUCAAAGAAUAGUUGGCCAUGUUGAACAUCGUCAGCUGGCCUAUUCCCGCUUACAGUCUACACAAGAUCAGUUUGGGUGGAUUGUCAUUAAAACUGGUCCAACAAGAAUUUUCAUUUCGGUGCAAAAUUUCCAAUGGUGACUUAAAAUAAAAAUAACCUUUCUUGAAAGAACUUCUGAAAACAAACAUUUCUACUGACGUAGUUUUGCCUCAGGGUCUAAACUUUAUCAAAAAUUCUUGUUUGUUUAAAUUUAUUUUCCUGUCUCAGGUAAGCGGAUGUGUCUUGGUGAAAGCCUGGCCAAGAUGGAGCUUUUCCUCCUCUUCACCUCCUUCAUGCAGCACUUCACCUUCUCCAUGCCUGCUGGAAUAAAGCCUGUGCUGGACUACCACUUUGGCAUCGUAUUAGCUCCACAUCACUAUGAAAUCUGUGCAACCUCACGCUUAGAGAAGCUGUAA
This is a messenger RNA of Xyrichtys novacula (pearly razorfish), 5778 nucleotides long. NCBI's taxonomy places the organism in Eukaryota, Metazoa, Chordata, Actinopteri, Labriformes, Labridae. The record is from the annotation of a GenBank genome assembly.